CAAGAAAUACCCAGGAGAAAGUGCGAGACACGAAGAGAGAACACAAUGUGUGGCGGCGCCAUCCUAGCGGAGCUGAUCCCGCCGACGGCGCGCGGUGUGUCGAAGCUUCCGGCCACGGGCCGUGCGUUGCCGGCGAGCUCCGAGUCCAAGAAGGGCCUCAAUCAGAAGAGGUACCAGCACGCCGAGGUCGACGACUUCGAGGCCGCCUUCGAGAACUUUGAGGACGACUUCGACCUGCAGGCGGAGGAGGAGGAUGACGACGGCGCACAUGCUGUUUUCGCGUCCAAGCCUGCAUUCUCUCCUGCUUUCGAUGAUGGUCGCGCGGCACGGUCGGCAAGCAAGAAGAAGCGCGUCCGCCGCCUCCACGGCAUCCGGCAGCGGCCAUGGGGCAAGUGGGCGGCGGAGAUCCGCGACCCGUACAAGGGCACCCGCGUCUGGCUCGGCACGUUCGACACGGCCGAGGAUGCCGCCCGGGCCUACGACGUCGCCGCCCGCCGCCUUCGCGGAAGCAAGGCCAAGGUCAACUUCCCCGCCGUUGCCGGGGCGCGCCCGCGCCGCGCAGCAGCCAAGCGCGGAAACGCCCCGAAACCGGAAUGCCCUCGGGCGCAGACGAUGGCAUACACUGCCACAGAAGCAACAUACGCGCAGCAGGAGCAGGGCGCGGUGGCCGUGAAGCCCGAGCUGAUGGCGUCUUUCGACAUGGACGCCAUGUUCAGCCUGACCGCCGCCGUCGCCGUGUUUCCACCGGUCAUGGAGAGCUCCUUCGCCGACAGCCCCGCGAAGAAGCCGAUGGUCGACCAGGACUCGUCCGAGGCGAGCAGCGGCGCCGCCGCGCUGGCGUUCGCGGACGAGCUGGGGUUCGAUCCGUUCAUGUUGUUCCAGCUCCCCUGCUCGGACACUUACGGAUCCAUCGACAGCUUCUUCGCCGGUGACGCUAACAUCCAGGAUGGCACCGGCGUGAACAGCGGCAUGGACGGCGUCAGCCUCUGGAGCUUCGAUGACUUCCCCAUGGACGGCGCCCUUUUCUGACGUUGUCCGUGUGAUGCACUCGAUCAGUUAAGGCUCCUACUACAACGUUCCUGGGCCAAAGAUCAUGGUUGCUUUGUUGCUCAUCAGAAUAUAUUCUACGUUCUACAGUUGGAGUUUAUUCGUCAGACUGUGUAUGGCCGGCUGAUCAAACUGUAUUGUACCAUGUCAUGAUUUGAGCCACCCUUUCAUACUGCUGAUCAAUAGUCCUACCAAGUGAUCAUGUCGGCGAUGCCAUCUAUUAUUGUGCUUGUGCUUGUCUGAUGGUUAAUACUGUACCAAAUAAGUUUGUGAUGUUGUGUAACCUACUCAUCAUGACAUAUUGAGUUGGAUUAUGUA
This is a messenger RNA of Lolium rigidum, 1365 nucleotides long. RefSeq names its product ethylene-responsive transcription factor 1-like. The transcript has 3 exons. NCBI's taxonomy places the organism in Eukaryota, Viridiplantae, Streptophyta, Magnoliopsida, Poales, Poaceae. The record is from RefSeq and is a predicted model, not a curated record. Gene Ontology annotation, biological process: ethylene-activated signaling pathway; regulation of DNA-templated transcription. Gene Ontology annotation, molecular function: DNA binding; DNA-binding transcription factor activity. Bases 46 to 1029 code for a protein of 327 amino acids.